AUGUCAGCGAAGGUGUAUCCUAUAAGUCUUCGGUCUAAAGAUAAUGCUUUGAAGCAGCCAAAAGAACUGUUUGCCUACUCCAUGCAUGCAGAUGGGACAGUGACCUUUGACAACUCCAACUUGGCUUACUACUACUUCCCAGACAGCGAACUCAACAAUCCUCAGGGCGUUGACCUAAUUGGUGGAUAUACCAAGUAUCAGAAGGCUGAGGAAGAGGAUCCAGGUUCUCUGAGACCGUUGUUAGAAAGCAUUGCAAACUACGAAAAGCAAUAUGGCAAGAUUAAAGUUGACAUCAUUACAUGGAGAGGAGUGAUGAGGAAGAUUAUGACUGUUCCACACACCGGCAAAGACGAGCCUUUAAAUCUUGAUAUUAUCAAGUUCGAUGGAUCACUGAUAAUUCGUCAAAACAGGGACCAUCUUUUGAAAGAAAUCCAGGAUGAGGAGUCCAGAGACGAAUCCUUCAAGAAGCUCGUCUACACAGGCUACAAAUUUGAACGGCUCGCCACGUUGGAUAAGCCUUGGGCCCGUUGUACGAGAAAGGAGAUAGAAACCAGAAAUAAGAAACCAAUCACGCCUCGUGAGCAGUAUUGCUCGGUUGUGCGAACUGGAAUAGGCAAGGUAAAGAUGCUUCUUGGUGGGGAGAUAGACUGUGUGUGGGAUUGCAAACCAGACCCGGAGGACCCACUCGAAGGCAACCCAAACCCAGCAGACCACUAUCUGGAGCUUAAGACAUCCAAGAUAAUACAACAUCCAGGACAAGUGAAGAACUUUGAGAAGAAGUUGCUGAAGACUUGGUCCCAAAGCUUCUUGAUUGGAAUCCGCAAGGUGGUGUACGGCUACCGUGACGAUAACCUGGUACUGAGGUCUAUCGAGGAAUAUAAAGUUGAUGACAUUCCUGUGUUGCUGAAAAAUAGUCCCUUCCAAAAUCCUCAACCCACUUCCGCUGCUGCUAGUACUAAGAAACCAGUCAAUAAGUGUAUGGACUCACUAAAGUUCUACGGAGGCUUUGUUAACUGGUUGUUGGAGACUAUUCCAGAUGAUGAGACGAAGGUGUGGAAUCUGUCCUACGAUUUUGAAACUAACAGGGAGUAUUUGACUCUCAAAGAGGUUAAUGGCUCAGAGAACGUUGAGAGAAUUCGAAGCACCAUAAUCUCCGAAGAAUUUGCGGAAUGGAGAAAGAGUCUCGUGGAAGAAUCUUAA
Messenger RNA from Kuraishia capsulata CBS 1993, 1200 nucleotides. RefSeq lists its product as uncharacterized. The transcript has a single exon. The record is from RefSeq and is a predicted model, not a curated record. NCBI's taxonomy places the organism in Eukaryota, Fungi, Ascomycota, Pichiomycetes, Pichiales, Pichiaceae. Gene Ontology annotation, cellular component: cytosol; nucleus. Gene Ontology annotation, molecular function: mRNA 5'-diphosphatase activity. Gene Ontology annotation, biological process: nuclear-transcribed mRNA catabolic process; NAD-cap decapping. The coding region runs from base 1 to 1200 and encodes 399 amino acids.